This is a messenger RNA of Plasmodium vivax (malaria parasite P. vivax), 2274 nucleotides long. RefSeq lists its product as hypothetical. Lineage: Eukaryota; Apicomplexa; Aconoidasida; Haemosporida; Plasmodiidae. The transcript has a single exon. The record is from RefSeq and is a predicted model, not a curated record. The coding region runs from base 433 to 2274 and encodes 613 amino acids.
AUUGUAUUGCCAAUUUGAAAUGCGACCUCUGCACUUGCGUAUAUUUGCAUAAACAUUUUUCACCCCUUCGAUACGUUUGUUUUGAAAAAAAAUAAAAACAUUGGCUUGAUAGAAUAGUAUAGUAAAAACACUUACACGCCGAUAAGCAAACUGUGAAAAAAAGUAAAAAAAAAAAAAGAGAAAACACUGUGUGGAAAGGGCAUCCAACCAUGUGCCCCUUCGCAAUGCAGUUGCGCUGUGAAAAAGUGAUCGCGCCAAGCGUGCAGAACGUUAUAUAUACCACGUAGAUGCUUAUUUUUGCAUACUUUUACCUUUACGUGUAACCGAGCCAUGCCCACAGCGCACAGGUAGUAGAUGUAUCUGUGAUUCCCAGCUCGCGCCACCAUUGGGGGACGCCCAGGGGGGGGACAAACAUAUACAUAAGUAGUAAAUAUGCAUAUGUAUGUACCCCUAUGUGCGUACCCGUUGAGCGCCCGCCCCUAUGACCCAUCGAGUAAACCCACAAAAAAAAAACGCGCAAAAGUCAAAAUGAGGGGCCUCUUUAUCGCCGCCUUCUUCCUGCUGACCCUGUUUAUCACCAACGUUGUGUAUGAAUACAUUCAUACAUUUAACUCGCGAAAACUGAAGAACAAAAAAGGUGCAAAUGACAACAAGAAUCUUCUGGAGUUUUUUCUGCACGUUCAAAUUCUGAAGGACAUAAUCAUAACGUCGAUAAUUAAUUUCUUAAUAAAAGUCAAGCUGGUCUUCCACUGCGUGGCAAGAUUUCUCUUUUUCAACAAAAAUAGGUACAUACCGACUGGAAACCAUGGUGAGCAAGUUGUGGGUGCGGGAAGCCAUAACCUCGGUUCGGGCAACCACCACAUCGGUGCAGGCAACCAUAACGUGGGCGCGGACAACCACCACAUCGGUGCGGAUAUCCAUCACGCCGAUGCGCACAGCGAAGGAGACUACAGCAAAAGGCAAAAUGUUCAAGUGAAGACGAUUUACUUCAUAAGGCACAGCGAAUCCGUGUGGAACAGCGUUUUUAACAAAAGACUGACAACCAAGACGUUUUUAAAUUUCUGCCUGGUCCUCUUCUACGAAAUUUUCUUCUUCUUUAGUAAAAAAUCGGUGCUUGUAGAUUCCCCACUGAGUAACGCAGGAGUCAUUCAGUCCAUCGAGUUAUCAAACUUUUUGCAGCAAGAAAAAUGUGCAACGAAAAAUGGAGAUAAACUUUGCGUAGUUCCCAUAAGCUCACUAGAUAAGGACGAUGAGCAGACGAGGGUUGACGAAAAUGAAGACGUCGAAAUGGCAGACAUGAGUAACCAAAUGGGGGACAACGCAGAUGGUGAUCAUGGGAAGGAGGACGCCAGUGACAAUGCAAGUGCUAACUGUGCAGAUAAGAACGCUGGAGAGGGGGGCCCCGUCGUCGAUUUUGUCCAUGCAGGAGAUGGAAGGUCGGGAAAUCAUGCGGGGCAAAUUCUGCGGAAGAGAGGAGGUGGCCAAGACGCAGACGAAAUCGCAAACGUAAGCGCAAAUGUAAACAGCGCCGCCUACCAAGAGGGAAAUACUCAUACCAGUCCCGAAUCGAUGGUGCACCGAAGUGACACCCACGUGGAUGACAACCACCUGAAUAACCAGCAGGACCACCGAAACGACCUCCAAGUGAACAGGAAGAAUUACCACGAAAGGUACAACCAUAGGGAAAUCAUAAACCGAAGUCUCAAGGAUCAUAUUGACAUCCUUAACAACAGCGUAAACUACCCAAGUGCCAUCUUAUGCUCAGAUUUAAGAAGGGCAAUAUCAAGCUGCUUUAUAGCCCUAUACAACAGAAUAAAUAAAAAUAACGAACAAAUACAGGUACUAAAUUCGCUACAAGAAAUUAGUAGAAAUCCUGACUGCGUUUCGCUGUUCGAUUUUCACGACAAUAAAUAUAUCAGCACAGAUAUUGAAAAAUUCGUCCACAAAGAUGUAGAAAAAAAUUUUGAAAAAAACAUACGCAUUAGAAGAAAUUUUGUAAGUAACAAAUUUUUUGAUACCCUUUCGUACAUUUUUAAUAAUGACACGAAUAUUUUUAUCAUUUUUGGCCACAGCCUGUGGUUCCGCCUUUUUUUCAAUUACUUCCUGAAGCAGCCUCAUAAGGCGAAAACGCACAAAAUGCAAAACUCGGGGGUCGUUGUCUUUAAUAUGAUUAAGUAUGACCAGGAUAACAAAGUCAAUUACGAAAUUGAGAAGAACAGCGUGCGCGUGCUGUAUAAGGGAUUUCUCGAGAAGGAGCACAGCAAGGUUGACUAG